This is a messenger RNA of Helicoverpa armigera (cotton bollworm), 834 nucleotides long. RefSeq names its product retrovirus-related Pol polyprotein from transposon 297. The transcript has a single exon. Bases 1 to 834 code for a protein of 277 amino acids. NCBI's taxonomy places the organism in Eukaryota, Metazoa, Arthropoda, Insecta, Lepidoptera, Noctuidae. The record is from RefSeq and is a predicted model, not a curated record.
AUGAUACAGCUGGAUGACAAGAGUGCUGACUUGUGUACAUUUGGGACGCCAUUCGGCCGGUACCAAUAUUUACGUUUGCCAUACGGCAUAAAUUCGGCUUCUGAGGUGUUUCAUGCUCGAGUUAGGCAGUUGUUAGAAGACCUGGAAGGCGUCGACUCAUUCGUUGAUGACGUCAUCGUCUGGGGUUCUACUAAGGAGGAGCAUGAUGAGCGCCUUCGAAGCCUUCUGGAGAGAGCCAAUGAGGUAGGUAUAAAAUUCAAUCCAGAAAAGUGUGAGUUCGGUGUGAAUGAGGUUACUUAUUUGGGCCAUAGAUUUAGUAUUGAUGGUAUGAAAAUAGACCAAACUAAAUUAAAGGCGAUUACUAAUAUGCCGAGUCCAACAGAUCGUUCAUCACUCGAACGCUUCCUCGGUAUGGUUAAUUAUGUUAGUAAAUUUAUUCCUCAUUAUUCGGAAAAGGUUGCACCGUUGCGUAAUUUGUUGAAAAAAGAUAGUGAGUGGUGUUGGGGUGAGUGCGAGGAGGUCGUGGUAAGCGAGUUGAAGCGUGCGUUGUGUGCGGCGCCCGUGCUGGCGCUGUUCGAGCCGCGCGAACCCGCCGUGCUGUCGGUGGACGCGAGCGCGCGCGCUCUCGGCGCGGUGCUGCUGCAGGCCGGCCGACCUGUCGAAUUCGCUUCAAUGACGCUCACGGACACACAGCAAAGAUACGCUCAAAUUGAAAAGGAGAUGCUGGCAAUAGUUUUCGCUUUGGAAAGGUUUCAUCAAUACAUCUUUGGAAAAAAUGAUGUAAUCGUUGAAACCGAUCACAAACCUUUGAGGCUUUGUUCAAAAGUCACUUGA